AUGGGACUGCGCUGGAGAUCACCCGUUGCCAAGCAGCUGCCGACUCCCCUCCGGCUGCAGCUGCUUCCAAUCGUUGCUGCCAUCCUCAUCCUUCCCUUCUCUGCCGCCCAGUUUCCAGCUCCCGUCACCUAUUCGACCGUCAUCAAGUCGCCAAUCGAUCCUAAAAUCACCAUUUCCUACAAGACACCCAAUGCCAACACCUGCACUACAGCUUUCGAAGCCCAAAAGCAAUACACGGGCUAUGUUCAGCUUCCGCCCUACACCAUUGCACCAUACCAGCAGAACUAUACCAUAAACACCUUCUUCUGGUUCAUUGAAGCACGCGAAAACCCGGAGACGGCCCCGCUUACUAUCUGGCUCAAUGGGGGUCCUGGGAGUAGUAGCAUGAUCGGGCUGUUCCAGGAGAGCGGACCAUGUGAGGUCGUUCAAACCGACGAGGGUUACGCCACACAAGCGCGUACUUGGGGAUGGGACAGGAGCUCCAAUGUGCUUUACAUCGACCAGCCCGCCCAGGUCGGCUUCUCCUACGACAUCCUGGUGAACAAAUCCCACAAUCUUUUCACCGAUGUUUACACCACUCCUGCCGGCGCUCCUUCUGGACAGUCCCCCUACACCGACCUCAAUGGCACCUUCAGCUCAGGGAACCCACUCAACACUGCCAACACGACCAAUAUCGCGGCAGCUGCGGCCUGGCAUUUCUUGCAAGGCUUCCUCUCCGCGUUCCCUCGAUACAACCCCGGAACCAAGCCUAACAGCACUACAACGUAUGCGACUGGUGUCAAUCUUUUCGCAGAAAGCUAUGGAGGAGAGUACGGCCCUGUCAUGGCAAAUUAUUUUGAAGCCCAAAACUCAAAACGCGCAACUGGUCAACUCUCACGUAACAGCACUCUCGAAAUCAAACUCGUCUCCCUUGGCAUCAUCAACGGUUGGAUCGACCAGCUCGUACAAACCCCAUACUACCCGAGAUUUGCCAACAACAAUACCUACGGAAUCAAAGCCGUCGACGACGUGACUAUGCUCAACAGUCUCAGCGAUUUCGAAGCCUCUGGAGGGUGUAAGGAGGCCAUUCUCGCCUGUCGCAGUAGUAUUGCGAAGAAUGAUCCCCAAGGCGAGGGCGACGUGUUAUCGACGAAUCAGCUGUGCAGUUCAGCGCAAAACAAGUGCCUUCCAAUCGAAGACGCCUAUUACAAUUCUAGUCGAAAUCCCUACGACAUAAGACAGGUACUGCCGGUCAGCUUUCCCAGUCCUGCUUACAUGGAAUAUCUCAACUAUGCCGAGGUGCAGCAGUCAAUUGGAACCCAAGUAAACUACACAGACUCCAAUGAUGUGGUCUUGAACGCUUUCUCAGAAACAGGCGAUAUCAACCGAGAUGGCCAAGUUGCAUCUCUCGCACAACUCCUUGGACUUGGAAUUCGGGUUGCGUUGAUGUAUGGCGAUGCUGACUACAUCUGCAACUGGUUCGGAGGCGAGGCGGUUUCCUUUGCCAUCGCUGCAGCUGCGCCUGGAUAUACCACUGCCUUCCCCGCUGCCGGCUACGCUGAAAUUGUCGUCAACUCUACCUACGUCGGUGGUGCAGUGCGCCAAUUCGGAAACCUCUCCUUCUCUCGCAUCUACGACUCUGGCCAUCUCAUCCCGGCAUACCAGCCUGAAACCGCCUUCACCGUCUUCACGCGCAUCAUCCAAGGCUCCGAGAUCGCCAUGGGACACGCCGUGGAUCUGAGCACUUUCGCGACUUACGGGCUCAUGAACUCCACGCACACCAACAAGACGCCGGAUCAAGGAGACACCACGUGUUGGCUGCGUGCCCUGCAAGGGUCGUGCACACAAGACCAGAUACAAAUGCUCGCAGCGGGCCAGGGCAAGGUCGUCGACGGCGUGUACUACGAAGAAGAAAACAGCGCGCCCAGCUCUGUGUUGCCGCCCAGCCGCACCGUCUCGAUGGGCGGCAAAGGCGCGACGGGGACGUCGACGGCCGGACUGACCGGCGUCUACGUCGCUACGGGCACGCCUACCGCUACUUCUGCGGCUGCGCCGUCGCGGCUGAGGACAACUCGCUCUAUACCACUUUUCGGUUUUGUGUCCUCCUCGAGCGUAAUCAUCGAGCGUGUACAACGGCAUGGCAUGGGUGGUUCGGGUUUGGCACGCAUUCAUCCCGCGCAUUGAUAGCGGAGCCACUGGCGUUUUGGGGGAUUUUCCGCAUCCUUACCCCGGUUUCAACUAGGCUCGUAGGGUGGUAUUAUUGGAUCGAGCAAAAAAACGGACGCCUAAGCGGGCCGGGAGGAAAAUCAGGGGCUCCAUAGAGCACUAAGGGAAGCAUACAUGGCGUUUUUCUUGUAUUAUUAUUAUUAUUGUUCCGGCUUUCGAUGGAUCGCAAGACGAGGGUUUCGGAUUCGGAUGCGUCACUUCGAGUAGAAACCCAAGCACGGAAAAGCAACAUCAAUUCACAACCAUUAAUACGUAGAGAUUGCCAAAUGCGUUUGUUAUGUCUGUGUGUUGUCUAUCGGUAGCUCAAUCAAGCAAAGC
Messenger RNA from Mytilinidion resinicola, 2523 nucleotides. Its product is annotated as alpha/beta-hydrolase. Gene Ontology annotation, biological process: proteolysis. The transcript is spliced from 3 exons. Gene Ontology annotation, cellular component: fungal-type vacuole. Gene Ontology annotation, molecular function: serine-type carboxypeptidase activity. The coding region runs from base 1 to 2163 and encodes 720 amino acids. Lineage: Eukaryota; Fungi; Ascomycota; Dothideomycetes; Mytilinidiales; Mytilinidiaceae. The record is from RefSeq and is a predicted model, not a curated record.